CCUCACCCCUCCAGCCUCUACCCUCCAGCCUCACCCCUCCAGCCUCACCCCUCCAGCCUCACCCCUCCAGCCUCACCCCUCCAGCCUCUACCCUCCAGCCUCAACCCAUUCCAGCCUCUACCCAUUCCAGCCUCUACCCAUUCCAGCCUCUACCCAUUCCAGACUCACCCAUUCCAGCCUCACCCCUCCAGCCUCACCCCUCCAGCCUCAACCCAUUCCAGCCUCAACCCAUUCCAGCCUCAACCCAUUCCUGCCUCACCCCUCCAGCCUCUACCCAUUCCAGACUCACCCCUCCAUCCUCACCCCUCCAGCCUCUACCCAUUCCAGCCUUACCCCUCCAGUCUCUACCCUCCAGCCUCACCCCUCCAGCCUCUACCCUCCUGCCUCUACCCAUUCCAGACUCACCCCUCCAGCCUCAGCCCAUUCCAGCCUCACCCCUCCAGCCUCUACCCAUUCCAGCCUCAACCCAUUCCAGCCUCACCCCCAGCCUCAACCCUCCAGCCUCAACCUCCAGACCCAGACUCUUCCAGACUCUACCCCUCCAGACUCCUCCAGACUCCCCUCCAGACUCUACCCUCCAGACUUACCCCUCCAGACCUACCCUCCAGACUCACCCCUCCAGACUCACCUCCAGCCUCAACCCAUUCCAGACUCACCCCUCCAGCCUCUACCCAUUCCAGACUCUACCCAUUCCAGACUCACCCUCCAGCCUCAACCCAUUCCAGACCACCCUCCAGCCUCUACCCAUUCCAGCCUCUACCCAUUCCAGACUCACCCCUCCAGCCUCAACCCAUUCCAGACUCACCUCCAGCCUCAACCCAUUCCAGACUCACCCCUCUAGCCUCUACCCAUUCCAGCCUCUACCCAUUCCAGACUCACCCCUCCAGCCUCAACCCAUUCCAGACUCACCCCUCCAGCCUCUACCCAUUCCAGCCUCACCCCUCCAGCCUCUACCCAUUUCAGACUCACCCCUCCAGCCUCUACCCAUUACAGACUCACCCCUCCAGCCUCUACCCAUUCCUGCCUCACCCUCCAGCUUCACACCUUCAGCCUCACCCCUCCAGCCUCUACCCAUUCCAGACUCACCCCUCCUGCCUCAACCCAUUCCAGCCUCAACCCAUUCCAGACUCUACCCAUUCCAGACUCUACCCAUUCCAGACUCACCCAUCCAGCCUCACCCCUCCAGCCUCACCCCUCCAGCCUCACCCCUCCAGCCUCAACCCAUUCCAGCCUCAACCCAUUCCAGCCUCAACCCAUUCCUGCCUCACCCCUCCAGCCUCUACCCAUUCCAGACUCACCCCUCCAUCCUCACCCCUCCAGCCUCUACCCAUUCCAUCCUUACCCCUCCAGUCUCUACCCUCCAGCCUCACCCCUCCAGCCUCUACCCUCCUGCCUCUACCCAUUCCAGACUCACCCCUCCAGCCUCUACCCAUUCCAGCCUCAACCCAUUCCAGCCUCAACCCUCCAGCAUCAACCCAUUCCUGCCUCACCCCUCCAGCCUCUACCCAUUCCAGACUCACCCCUCCAGCCUCAACCCAUUCCAGACUCACCCCUCCAGCCUCUACCCAUUCCAGCCUCUACCCAUUCCAGACUCACCCCUCCAGCCUCAACCCAUUCCAGACUCACCCCUCCAGCCUCAACCCAUUCCAGACUCACCCCACUAG
Messenger RNA from Oncorhynchus gorbuscha (pink salmon), 1664 nucleotides. RefSeq names its product proline-rich protein 36-like. The transcript has a single exon. The annotation marks the transcript as partial. The record is from RefSeq and is a predicted model, not a curated record. Lineage: Eukaryota; Metazoa; Chordata; Actinopteri; Salmoniformes; Salmonidae.